Triplophysa dalaica is the source of this 2635-nucleotide messenger RNA. RefSeq names its product estrogen receptor 2b (gene esr2b). Gene Ontology annotation, biological process: regulation of DNA-templated transcription; estrogen receptor signaling pathway; cellular response to estradiol stimulus. Gene Ontology annotation, cellular component: nucleus. Bases 287 to 2110 code for a protein of 607 amino acids. The record is from RefSeq and is a predicted model, not a curated record. Lineage: Eukaryota; Metazoa; Chordata; Actinopteri; Cypriniformes; Nemacheilidae. Gene Ontology annotation, molecular function: nuclear estrogen receptor activity; sequence-specific DNA binding; nuclear receptor activity. The transcript has 10 exons.
AAAGUGCGAUAUUAGGACACUGCCAGGUGUUGCAUCUCUCUCUCUCUCUCUCUCUCUCUCUCUCUCUCUCUCCUCUCCCCGUACCCGUGUUCUUCUUUCGUUUUUCGUGCGCAGUAAAUCAGAUGCAUCUGACGGCUCUGCGCGUUCACAGCUGACCAAACAGAUCUCUGCUCUCCUGCUCCACAUCACCUGCUCUAUGCUGCCGAAAGGCUUUAUCCGAUACAGUUAGGCCCUGCAAUGCACUAAUCUGUAAAUCCAGGACCUCGCUUGAGUUCUCAUUCCCGGAAUGAGUUCCUCCCCUGGUCCGGUCCUUCAGUCAACCCCGCCCACCCUGCAUCGGGACCUGGUCUCCGGCAAGGCGGAUCGUGGAGGCUCUACCCUCCUACCCUCAGUCUACACCUCCCCGCUCACCAUGAACAACCAGACCGUCUGCAUUCCUUCUCCCUACGUGGACACCAGUCAGGGCUACUCACCACCGCACAGAGGAGAGUUCAACCACAGAACUCUAUCAGUAUACAGCCCAGUGUCCUCUACAGUGCUGGGGUACACCCGUCCACCCGUGUCUGAAAGCCUGGUCCCGCUCAGUCCAACAGUCUUCUGGCCUCAUCAUGCCACACACACACCGCUGUCUCUGCACUGCCCGCCUCCACUGGCCUACAGCGAAACGCACACACAUGGCGCCUGGGAAGAUGGCAAGACGCACAAUUUUAGCCAGAACGGUUCUGUCCUUACCCAGACAAAGCUGUUAGGGCAGCAACUAGAAGGCAGUGAUGGAUUUAAUCCUUCACCGGGCGUUGUGGGUAAAGGUGACACACACUUCUGUGCCGUCUGCCACGACUAUGCCUCUGGGUAUCAUUAUGGGGUCUGGUCAUGUGAGGGAUGCAAGGCUUUCUUCAAAAGAAGUAUUCAAGGACACAACGACUACAUUUGUCCAGCCACCAACCAGUGCACUAUCGACAAGAGUAGACGCAAGAGCUGUCAGGCCUGCCGACUCCGAAAAUGUUAUGAAGUUGGCAUGAUGAAAUGCGGUGUGAGGCGCGAGCGGAGCAGUUACCGUGGUGCCCGUCAUCGUCGCAACCCUCAGUCCAGAGACAGUUCAGGCGGUGCGUUAGGGGUCAGAGGUCGUUCCCAGCAUCAUCUAGAAUUUCCGCUAAAUCCCCCUCAUCCCCUCUUUCCUUCGGUGGGCGGAGCUGAGGAGAAUGGCCAGAAUCUCUCAGCUGAGCAGUUGGUGAAAUGUAUCCUGGAGGCGGAGCCUCCUCAGAUUUACCUGAGAGAGCAGGUGAAGAAGCCGUACACAGAGGCCAGCAUGAUGAUGUCACUAACCAACCUCGCCGACAAGGAACUGGUGCUGAUGAUCAGCUGGGCUAAAAAAAUACCAGGUUUUGUGGUGCUGAGUUUAUCUGAUCAGGUGCAUCUGUUGGAAUGCUGUUGGCUGGAUAUUCUGAUGUUGGGAUUGAUGUGGAGAUCUGUGGAUCAUCCUGGGAAACUCAUCUUCUCACCAGACCUCAAACUCAACCGGGACGAAGGGAGUUGUGUCGAAGGCAUCAUGGAGAUCUUCGACAUGCUGCUGGCCACAACCUCUAGAUUCAGAGAAUUGAAGCUACAGCGAGAGGAAUUUGUCUGUCUCAAAGCCAUGAUCCUUCUCAACUCUAAUAAUUGUUCGGGCUCGUCGGAGACUCAUGAAGAUGUGGAGAGCCGAGGGAAGGUUCUGAAACUGCUCGAUUCUGUGACUGAUGCUCUGGUUUGGACUAUCUCCAGAACCGGAUUGUCCACACAGCAGCAGUCCAUCCGGCUCGCUCACCUGCUGAUGCUGCUGUCACAUAUUAGACAUCUCAGCAACAAAGGCAUUGAGCAUCUGUCAAGCAUGAAGAGGAAAAACGUGGUGUUGUUGUAUGAUCUUCUGCUGGAGAUGCUGGACGCCAACACAUCGCAGAGCAGCCGGAUCCUGGCGGUCAACACCGAAUCCACACAGACCAACCAUACGUCUAGACAGCAGACUGCACUAACAGAAGAGAACAGCCAGGAGAGCCAUCACAGUACAUAUGCUAAGGAGUCAGUGGCCAAGACGUUGCAUUCUGGCCUGCACAGAGAGCGCAUGGAUACAGACUGAUCAAGUCUGGAUCAAGCAUUGGAUUCCAACCAGACCUGGAAAAGACAGUUAUAUUGUAGCUGGCAAAUGACACCAAUGACCUGAUCCAAACAGGACUCAAAAACUGCUCUCUAUCUCGCUACAUCAUUAACAUUACAUUUGUGCUACAUUAUUUGCCUGUAUCAGGUUGGCAUAAUGUCAACCUGAUAAAAAAAGUUAUUUUUCAUAAAAAAUGUGUUUAAUGUUCUCAUUCUACUGCUCAAACUUUUUAUAGAUGUAGCAGGUUUUCAUCAAAGGUGAAGUUUCUGUGGCACCAGACAAGACAAUAAUCGCAGUUGCAAGUACACUCCCUCCUCUGCCUUUCAGUGGUCAGUUGUCCACCACAAAUUCACAGCAUUGGGAAAAUCAGUGUUGUCAUUGAAAUAAUGGUGCACUGACCAGUAAACCACCACCAGUACCAGUGGAGAAAAAUAUCCUGUCUUAUUUGUUCCACUCAUUCUCAAAAGGCCAAACUAUGAAUAAAUGAAAAUGUGCACACACAAAAUA